This is a messenger RNA of Tachysurus fulvidraco (yellow catfish), 2893 nucleotides long. RefSeq lists its product as uncharacterized. The record is from RefSeq and is a predicted model, not a curated record. NCBI's taxonomy places the organism in Eukaryota, Metazoa, Chordata, Actinopteri, Siluriformes, Bagridae. The transcript has 9 exons. Bases 1181 to 1888 code for a protein of 235 amino acids.
GCUGCUCCAUGGCAUGUCUAGGUUUGAGCUGUUUGACACGAACCUAGUGUUACAUUUUUCUGUCUGAUCCUGGUGGCCAGUAAAUUGUCCAUUGUGUUCCCCUUUACGGGUGCACUUAUUCUAAUGCAACUUGUUGGGUUGAUUGUGAGUUCAACUAAGUUUGUUAUUCUUUUGUUUAUUUCAGGAGCUGGAGGCCCCAGUGGGGGAAGCUAGCUGUCUUGGCCCUGUGGUGGUGGUGUUUCUCACAGUGUUUGUUUGCCAUUGAUAUCUGCGUUUCCCUCACUUAGAGUGGGUGUGGUGUGAGUGUUUGUUUGGGAGCAGUGUGUCUUAGGAUACUCACUGUUCAGCUAGCUACCCUACUGGUAAGCCUCCACCAGAAAGUUUCUUGUCUUUCUUUAUUUUUUUGUCUGUUUGGUCACAGUUUUUAUUAUUAAUUAUUGUGUAAUAAAAGUAUUUGAUAUUUGUAUCCAUGUCUCCUGCGUUCAGUGGUAACGAACCUGUGUGCUUUUAUUUCUGGUAUAAAUUUCCCGUUUGUAGAAACGGGGUGGCGUAGUCUGCUUUAAUCCUUAGUUGUAUAUGGUGUCAAGUCUUGCCAUCCACCGCCCCGCCACACAUGUGAAGGAGCAAGAAUUAAACCUAUUCAAGCUUUAAGAUUCUUAGGUGUAAAUGAUUUCUCUUCAGGUUCUAUUAGGAAAUUAAUCAAAACAGUCUAGGAUAUUCCCUGAAUUAGUUUUUUUUUCUUAAAACAAACAAGACUGAUCAAUAGAAUUUAACAUAUAGUUGUUUUAUUAAUUUAUUUUUAAACUUCCCAGCCAUUACACACUCCAGUCCAGUAGGUGGCGGUAAAUGCACCUUAAGUUGGUUUGCCAUCCACCAAUAAAAAUCAAAAGAAGAUAUCCACCGCCCUGGAAGUAGUGUAGCAAAGCAGGAAGUGUGUACAGAGUGCUGACAAUUUUAUUCCCAUAAUAUUUCUGUAAUAGUGAAACACAGCAGAUAAUAAAUACAUCCUCCAGUUUCAGCCAUGUGUCUCAGUCCGUAUCCUAUUAUAUCAAAUAAAACAGCUUUUUAAUGAAAGAAAGUCAGUCGUUCUGGAGUGAUUAUUACUUUGAUAAGAAAGUAUGAGGUUUGUAGAUUCUGUAGUGUGCAGCAGAUUUAAUAACUUCAGUAAGACCAGUGACAGAUGUGUCAUGUGGAGAUGAAGGUGAUGGAAAUAGAGCUGUUUGUUGUUGCAGGUGAUUUUCAUUUUAGAUUAUUGCAGUUGCUCCUGGAGUUUGUUAGAGCCUCAGUGUCGAUCUACGUCCAUUAUAAUUUGAAGAUUGAUGUGAAAGAACGUGACGCAUUGAUCUGUGUGACUACAUUCCUCCAAAUCUUGAUCCUGAUUACACUGUUUACAAGACUAAACUAUUAUUUUUUACCAGAGCUUAUGGCUAUAAUAAAUAGACAACGAGGCAACAACACAGAAACUCAGCGAGGUCAUUUGGUUGUGUUCAUGUUUGGUACAGUGGGGGUUGUGUUUGUGAAUGCUGUUGUGUUAUCAGUAGAGCUGAUCCUAACAGCACGAAAUGGUGAGCGUACAGUGGAUCUGCGACUUAUUCUCCUACCGACUGAAAGUGUAUUUGCUGCGUGCUACCUUGCUUUACAAAUAUCUACUUUCUGGAAGGAUAACAGAGAAAGGUUUAGAGAUGAAAUAAAGAAGCUGCGACAGAAAUGUGUGUGUAAACAGAGACAGAGGGAUUCACCUCCACAAAGUAAUGAACAUGAACUGGAGAAUCUGGCUUCUGUUCCUCAGCCCUCGGUCUUAGCAGACUCACACCCGAUUGCUCCAGAACCCCAAACUGACCAAAGUUCUGCUUUUAUACACAGUCACACCUCACUGAUGAUGAAAUAAUGUUGUGGAUUUCAUUAGUAACCUGCCUGCUAAUUACUCUGCAGGAAGCGUGUUCUUUGGGAGAAAAAUUAUUACUUAAGGUUAUUUAUUUCUUUAUAGAUGUUAAUGAGAACCACACAAUUAUUUAGGUUCUGAAACAUAAAAUAUAGAAUUGAAUUUAGGUGUCAUUUCCCCAGAACUCUGAAUUUACUGGUUUUAUCACUUCAAAGUUUUCUUUAGAUGCUUGUAAUGUUAUUUUUAUUUAAUACAUUUUUUUUAUUUUUUUUUGUUUGUUUGUUUUUUUACAAUCCUUAGUGUGAUACUUAAAUGUGAAUCUCUUGUCUUCGUGUUUGCUUCUCCAAUAUAAUUGUUUUUAUUAUUUAAUUGGCAGGAAUUACGACUUGAUUUAUUAAUUGGCUAUUUUGUGACAUUAUAGAGUAGAGAUAAGGAUUUAAACUCUAUCUGUCAUUCUAAACAUUUAUCUUAUUGCUUUAUUCAUCUGCCACAUUCACCUUUAUUUAUGACAUGAUAGUCUGUUAUUGGACAUCUGUGUAUAAAUCUUCUGGGAUAAAGUUUUCUCUUCGUUUAUUGCAUCUUAGGGAGCUCAGAAAUUAUAUUUUUAUAUACAGAGCAAAACGAUCAGUAUGCAUAUUAUCUAAGUAUUUCAUGUAAGAGUGAUGAGUGACAGGUACAAAAAGUAAAAAAAACAAAAACUAUUUCUAUAAUUGUGUAUACCGUUCAUUACAUAAUGUUCUGUGUGUUAAAACACUGAAUUUUUAUUAUAAAAUUUUUUUGUAAAUGUAUAUAGUUAUUUUCUUUUACUUUUUAUAUGAAACGGAGUGUACAGAAUAAUAUUUUGUGUAAGAGAAAUACAGUAUUUCAUGUUGCUUUUGUUCUACUUUAUUAUUGUUACUAAAUCUCACGUACUGGAUCUAUAAUAUAUUCAGUAUAUCAAUAUAUACUGCGUCAAGCUUCCUGGUUUGUUAUAAUAAUAAUGAAACAAAUAAAUUCAUUUAUAUUGUUUCA